Molecule: messenger RNA, 1305 nt
Organism: Lycium barbarum (goji berry)
Lineage: Eukaryota; Viridiplantae; Streptophyta; Magnoliopsida; Solanales; Solanaceae
Product: protein ASPARTIC PROTEASE IN GUARD CELL 1-like
Exons: 1
Coding region: 1-1305 (434 amino acids)
Biological process (GO): proteolysis
Molecular function (GO): aspartic-type endopeptidase activity
Source: RefSeq, a predicted model, not a curated record
AUGCCAUCAUAUACUUUUGCCGUUUACAAUCGCGAUUUAUUUGAAAAGUCAAAGUUCGAGAACUACGACUCGUUACUUGAAAGUAGGAUUGCUCGUUCCCAAGCUAGAGCUAAUUAUUUGGCAUCAAUUUUCAAAAAUGGUAAUGUGAUUGGUGCGAAUGAAACUCUGACAAGGCCACAUGACGUGCAAGAGAGGUCCCGCGAAAAGGUUCCGAAAACGACAAGCACACAUUUCAUGUAUGGCGAGUAUGUUGCAUCUUUUACUCUCGGCACUCAGCAAAUUAAAAGUUACUUGCUAAUUGACACCGGAAGUGAUUUAGUUUGGUGGCAAUGUGGACCAUGUAGGUCAAAUAAGUGUUACAAACAAAAAUUUGGUCCUUUAUAUGUUCCAACUAAUUCCAAAACAUAUCGAAAACUCGAUUGCAUCGUAAAAAGUAGAAAUUGUUUAGUCGCGGACCCGAGUUAUGUAUGUACUCUAUUCGGUAAUCAGUGUCUCUAUGAUGUGAAAUACGGGGAUGGAGCAAGAACAAAAGGUUGGAUAGCAGACGACGUGAUUACUUUUGUUUUAGACCAAAAUCCGGUAAGGAUUAUUUUUGGAUGUGGCAAAGAUCAAAUGAGCGGAACACAUUUUAGUGGUGAAUAUUCUGGAAUUGCUGGCAUUGGACGUAGACAAAUGAGUGAUGGAUAUUCUUUACCAACACAAUUUGAGGCGGACAUCAUGUCCAUGUGUCUACCGCGAUUUUUUUCUGAAAAAGGAUCAACAAUUAGCUUUCACACAACGCCCUUCAAAAAAACAACAUCAGCACAACUAUUACCAAGUUCCAAAUUACCUACAUUUUAUUUCGUCAACCUUUAUAAAGUUUUUAUUAACGACAAGGAAAUUCCACUAAACCCAUCAUUGUGGAAUUUUAGAAAUGAUAUGAUCGCGGGUGUCAUUGUGGAUACAGGAUCAACUUUUACCCUUUUUCCUCAAGAUUUUUAUACGGAAUUCCGUUACAUCUUCAGACAAGAAGUACGAGAUAUUCCUAUGGUUGCUCCUUCUGGACCUUUCGACACUUGUUAUAAAGCCGGUCCGAGUGCAAAAUUUCCUGUUGUGAAGUUGUACUUUGGCAGGCAAGACCUGAGUAACUUAUUGUUACUGGCACAAGAUCGGGUCUUGGUGCACAUUAGUGGGAAAUUAUGCCUGGCUUUUCAGGGAUGGAACUCAUCCGUCAUAAUUUUAGGAAGUAAUCAACUCCAAGGUGUUGGAUUAACUUUUGAUACUUCAGCAAAUACUUUGUCCUUUGACUUAGAUGCAUGUGAUUGA